UUUCCCCUAAUGCUACCAGUCCUCCAAUCUCCUCCACAUCCAUUUCAUCCGCUUCCUCGCCAAUCUUCCGGCGGUUCCCUCUUAAAGGGACCUUGCUCUAACACCCACUCACAAACCCUCUCCCCUUUCACCAUCCACUCUGAAGGCAACCUUCCACCCGCUCCCGUAUACUUGUACCGUGAAAGAGCGUGCGCAAUAAAUAGCUUAAUACAACUAUUAAGCCAAUGACAUUUUCAGAACUACGUGCGCAUGCCUGGAUUGUGCCAAAGCAUUUAUGACGUAACGAGCCGAAGGGCGGGGUAGCGGCAGCCUGGUUGCUAUGCAACGGUGACCAUAGCGGUUCUUGUAAUCUCACGCACCAAACAAAAUCCAGGUAAGAGUUUGGAAGCAAAAGAGUUGCAAAGAACAAAUCAACAAGCCUUAGAAAAGAGGGACAGGGGAUCCGCACUAUCUCCCUUCUGCAACAAAAUGUUUCUCAUUGGCCCUUGGACACUGCCUAAUGGCAUACCCUUUAUUUUAAAAUAAAUGUUAAGUGCAGGGCCGGGGAGAGAUUAAGUGAUUUUUAAGAGACAUAUUUAUCCGCUUCGUCUAUUUAAAACCAUUUUUCUCUGCACAAUUUUAGAAACUUUGUUUUGUUAUAUUAGACCCGCUUAACUUGCUGCUUGUGAAAUGUUGAAGUUACAGACAAUUCUUCCUGCUUGAUCAUCAGUGUUGUGGCAGUUGCAUAUUCCAACACCAAUAGAAGCUAGCCCUAUAAAAAGAGUUUGUUUAGAAGAUGGAAACAGAUGUAGAAUACCUGAAGAGGUGCAUAGGAAGAUGCUUAGCUGAGGGACUUGCUGAGAUGGCUGACUGUCAACCAGCAGACCCAAUUGCUUUCCUGGCAUACUGGAUUUACGGCUACAAGAAGAGAUUAAAUGAAGAAGAAGAGAGGAAGAGAGAGAGGGCCCAGCUGAAACAGGAACAGGAAGAAGCUGUCAUGAAACUGGAGAGGAUAGAAAAACUAAGAGAAGAAGGGCACUUGGUUGCCCAGAAAUUUGCAGAACAGCAGAAGAUCUUUUCAGAGCAACAUCCAGAAAAUUCUGUAGCAGAACUAACUGAUACGUAUGGAGCACCAAAGUUUUCUUUUGAAGAAAAAGAUGUAAAAAGCUUAACAGGGAUUAAAGAGAAAGAAGUUAUUGUUCCAGAAGAAAAUGAAAUUACUGAGUCAAAGGAAAAGGCAUUAGAAAAUGCACUGGAUCAAGAUGACUUAAAUUUUAAAAAGAGUGAAUUGAAUGAGAUGCCUGUUGAGCUGCAUACUACCAUAACUUUCAAGAACAUCCUGACUGAGACAAUUGUGGAUGAAGAUGUGAAUCAGAUUCCCAAAGAGAUUAUGGGUGGCACAGGGGGAAACCAGCCAGAACGUAACAAAGGAACUGAGGAUGAAUAUGAUACACAAACCGAAGGCAACACUUCAGAUGAGGAAUACAAAUCUGGUCAAGAUCUGAAUUCAGACUAAUAGCAUGAUCCUACCCAUGUUUACUCAGAAGUAAGUCCCAGAGUUCAACAGAGUUUUGCCCAAGACAGUAUACAUAAGAUUUCAACCUAAAACUAUUACUAACUAACUAACUAACUAAAUGCUUAUGAGUUGGGUUAGAUUUUUCCUUUCUCAAACUUGCAGUGUUCUGGUGUAAAUAAUGCAUUUAUUUUCUCCUGAUGGGGGAUGGUACCCAGAGCUUCCAGUACUGUUGCACUGAAUACACUGUCCGAAGCUAAUACCUGCAUUGGUAAAACAUUGCUAUUCUUCUUGUCCUGUUCCUGAACACUUGCAUUUCUAUACUCCCUCUGUUUCAAGGAAUUCCAUUUUAUUUUAUUUUAAAGCUUCUUUAAAUGUAAAAGCUGGGCCAAUGAACUCCUCACUAGCUACAUGUAAAUUUUGUCUUUUUAAAUUGAUCAGUGAGUUCAUACAAAUAGAUGGAAAUGGAUUAGU
Messenger RNA from Hemicordylus capensis (graceful crag lizard), 1966 nucleotides. Its product is annotated as DPY30 domain-containing protein 1-like. The coding region runs from base 776 to 1495 and encodes 239 amino acids. The transcript has 5 exons. Gene Ontology annotation, cellular component: Set1C/COMPASS complex. NCBI's taxonomy places the organism in Eukaryota, Metazoa, Chordata, Lepidosauria, Squamata, Cordylidae. The record is from RefSeq and is a predicted model, not a curated record.